Molecule: messenger RNA, 1377 nt
Organism: Cervus elaphus (red deer)
Lineage: Eukaryota; Metazoa; Chordata; Mammalia; Artiodactyla; Cervidae
Gene: FHIT
Product: fragile histidine triad diadenosine triphosphatase
Exons: 13
Coding region: 614-1060 (148 amino acids)
Biological process (GO): intrinsic apoptotic signaling pathway by p53 class mediator; diadenosine triphosphate catabolic process; negative regulation of proteasomal ubiquitin-dependent protein catabolic process
Cellular component (GO): plasma membrane; cytoplasm; nucleus
Molecular function (GO): ubiquitin protein ligase binding; bis(5'-adenosyl)-triphosphatase activity
Source: RefSeq, a predicted model, not a curated record
UCGGGGGACUUUUUGCCCUCUGCUCCCGGGAACCUCAGGCAGCCACCCCCGUGGGCACAAGCCCAGGCGCUGUUCCUGCCCAGCGCUCCCUCCCUCUGCCUUUACUUCUCAACUGCCAAGAUCUUGGAAGCUUUGAAGCUCAGCAAAGAAGGGAAAUCCAUUGAGAACAGUCUGUAAAGUGAUAUCAGACAUGGUGAAUGUGUUUACACCGCGGAAAUUGGCAAACACUGCAGUGUGAGCAUCUCCCUGUCCCUGAACAGUUGGUCCUGGAAAAGUGACCAACACUUAGUAGGUACUCAGCAAAUACUGACUCAGUGAACAAAGGAAUGAAUUAUUAGCUCCAUAUGGGUAGGGGUUCCUGUGAUUGACACUGUGCUACAGUCCUUGGCACAUGUGAGGUGCUCUACCUGACAAACAUGGACUGCCAGCCUGCCGACAGCCUCUGCAGAAACUCCGCACACCCUUCCGUUGAGUGUUCUGAGGAAGUAACCGUCUUCAUACAGGGAAAUUUUUGCUGAACUGGAAAAACAGUAGGAGUGUUUUGCCUUCACUCCAUCACCGAAUAGCAGGUGUCCAGGUUCUGGUUGCCUGUUACACACUUCACCUUGAGGAGAUGUCGUUCAGAUUUGGCCAACAUCUCAUCAAGCCCUCGGUGGUAUUUCUCAGAACAGAACUGUCCUUUGCCCUGGUGAACAGGAAGCCUGUGGUACCUGGACAUGUCCUCGUGUGUCCUCUCCGGCCAGUGGAGCGCUUCCGAGACAUGAGUCCCGAAGAAGUGGCUGACUUGUUUCAGGCUGCACAGAGAGUCGGCACAGUGGUGGAGAAGCAUUUCCAGGGCACCUCGCUCACGUUCUCCAUGCAGGAUGGCCCUGAAGCUGGACAGACGGUGAAGCAUGUUCACAUCCACAUUCUUCCAAGGAAGGCUGGAGACUUUGACCGGAAUGACAGCAUCUAUGAUGAGCUCCAGAAACACGACAGAGAGGAUAAAGACUCCCCAGCCUUGUGGCGGUCAGAGGAGGAGAUGGCGGCCGAGGCUGCAGCGCUGAGGGGCUACUUUUAGUGACGCAGGCACGGAAGGAACGGGAACAAAUCCCCAGGCAUAAGGAAACGGGCCUCGUGCGUUAGGGCCCUGCGGCCUUGGAAAUGCAGCUAAGCAAACUUUAUUACAUCCUACAAUUCGACAGCCUUUUGCAAAGCAUUUUAUUAUGCUUGUGGAAACCACCGGGGUUAUGUUUCAAUCACCGUGACUGACAGGCUGCCUUCAAAACCACGGCACCCACUUGCCCUUCCACACUUCCUCAGCUACGUACUUAGAAUAGAACUUUUCUAACUUGUCCCUUGGCCUGGAUGGGAAAUAAAAAUGCUAGUUAAAAUAUU